Messenger RNA from Mugil cephalus (flathead mullet), 1007 nucleotides. RefSeq names its product natriuretic peptide A-like (gene nppal). The transcript is spliced from 3 exons. Gene Ontology annotation, molecular function: hormone activity; hormone receptor binding. Gene Ontology annotation, cellular component: extracellular region. The record is from RefSeq and is a predicted model, not a curated record. Lineage: Eukaryota; Metazoa; Chordata; Actinopteri; Mugiliformes; Mugilidae. Bases 188 to 622 code for a protein of 144 amino acids.
GUCCGCGGCGGCUUUGGAGGAGUUAAGGCCGUCCUUCCACUCAGGAGCAUUAGUCACACCUCCUUAAUUUUCCCACCGACUGUGACGGAAUCAGGUCCGGUUAUAAAGGAGGCACCUGUUCACUGGGAGCCAGAGAGGAGAGGACGGAGCGAGAGACGGUCUUUACUCAGAGGAACAGAAGAAGAAAAUGAACCCAAACAUCCCAGUCUGCUCCUUAUUCCUCUGGUUGUUGUCUCUAAAUGUCACGGGAGGAAGCCCAGUCUCUGACCUGCAGACUUUGAAGCGUCUUCUAGAAGAGGAGAUCCUCGCUGCUCCCUUCUCCUCCUCCUCCUCCUCCUCUUCUCUGGAGGACAUGGAGGUGCAGAGGAACGAGAGGAAGGACCAGGAGCCGGACCUGGAGUCGGUCCUGAUGGACCCGGAGGAGCGUCCGUGGGACCCGUCCGACGCGUCCGACCGCAGUAACUCGGCCCUGGGGGACAAGCCCGGCCUCCUGGAGCGUCUCCUCAAGGAGCUGACGAGGACAACCAAGCGCUCCUGGGGACGCUACAAGAAGGGAGGAAUGAGGAGCUGCUUCGGGGUCCGGCUAGAGAGGAUCGGCUCCUUCAGUGGGCUGGGCUGCUGAAGGUAACUUCCAUCAGUGCGACCACAGCUGACCCCCCCAGGUGUGUGUGUGUGUGUGUGUGGGUGGGACUCCUCCCUCCUCUGCCGUCCAUCCGUCCGUCCGUCCGUUCGUCCACCUCGUCUGUUUUCGUAUAUGAGCUGUUAAAUAAAUAACUUAUUAUAAACGUAUUUAUUCUUUCUCUUGUUGCCUUGUAAUGGAUUGUACUGCAGUAAAAAGAGUUAUUUUGCACAAAGCUGCGUCUGGAGUUUCACUUUUCUUUCUGAAAGCAGCUGAAUAUUUACACGGGAAUUCAUUUCCUCAUACACACCGACCGACGUCACGCUUCAAUAUGCACGUCAAUCAAAAUGCAAAACUUUUAUUUAAAGAUAAGUGCAAAAAAAAAAUA